Esox lucius (northern pike) is the source of this 3635-nucleotide messenger RNA. It is a transcript of the gene slc26a6.2, whose product is annotated as solute carrier family 26 member 6. NCBI's taxonomy places the organism in Eukaryota, Metazoa, Chordata, Actinopteri, Esociformes, Esocidae. The transcript is spliced from 20 exons. The record is from RefSeq and is a predicted model, not a curated record. Gene Ontology annotation, biological process: transmembrane transport. Bases 604 to 2733 code for a protein of 709 amino acids. Gene Ontology annotation, cellular component: membrane. Gene Ontology annotation, molecular function: oxalate transmembrane transporter activity; bicarbonate transmembrane transporter activity; chloride transmembrane transporter activity.
GUGCUGUUUAGUUUCAGAUGGCAGGUUAGUGCUUGGUCAGUUUCAGUCUUGGUUUUGUGUGUUCCCUGUGUGAUACAGGCAGGCUGCUGAGUCAGCUCCAGGUUCAUCCCUGACUUCCUUCCCAGAUCCUGCUUCUUCCCUCUGUGGCCCACGCUGUCCAACACUGCCAGACAUCUCUGCCCCUGGUGUUAGGUGUCAUAGUAAGAGGAAAUACUCAGUGAAGAGAAGAUUAAUGAAUAAAAGGGAAACCAGAGGACAUUCUAGGAGAAAAUCUCAACUAAUAACCUCAGAAGGAAUCUAACUUAAACCAAGUCUUGGAAAGCUCAAACACAUUGGAUGUGGAUUUCUAUCUAGAAAUUAGAUUACACUGGGCAUAUAUAUAUUUGGACAACCUGAAACAGAACAGGCCUGCAGUGGAUUUACAUAUUUGCAGAGGAUUUGCAGAAGAACAUAUUUCAACAAGUUUAUGUGGGAUAUUACUACAGCUUUUAUUACUGAUCGUUGAGAAGCAACCUGAAGAACCCUAGGAGAGCCUUGAUAUCAGACUGCUUGAAGGAAGUACCAGGGGGACGGCUGCACCAACAGGAAUUCACCAGCCCAACUAUGAAUGAGAGGAGACGUGUGGGCUACAAUGUGCACAGAGAUGUGCUGGACGAAGGAGAAGUGGACAUAUUGGCAGAGAAAUCCAAUGUUACUGUCCCUUUUUCCAGAAAAAUUAAAGAGGCAAUGAGGUGUUCUGGCCCCAGGCUAAAGAGCUGUAUGUUGUCAUGUGUUCCUGUCCUCUCCUGGCUGCCUCGCUACUCCUUCAGAGAAAACACCAUGGGAGACCUGAUCUCAGGCAUCAGUGUGGGCAUCAUGCAUCUACCUCAAGGGAUGGCCUAUGCUUUGCUAGCAGGGGUCCCUCCAGUGUUUGGACUCUUCUCGUCAUUUUACCCCAUUCUCAUCUACUUCAUAUUUGGAACGUCCAAACACAUCUCUGUGGGAACAUAUGCGGUGAUGAGUGUGAUGAUUGGAGGAGUGACAGAGCGCUUGGCUCCAAACUUAAACUUCAUGAUCUGGGACAACGCCACCAAUCAAACCGUACUGGACAUUGUAAAUCGAGAUGCGGAACGAGUAAAAGUAGCUGCUGCCGUGACAUUCUUAUCCGGCCUAUUCCAGGUGCUGUUGGGCCUGGUGCAGUUUGGCUUCGUGGUGACUUACUUGUCUGAACCCCUGGUUAGGGGGUACACCACGGGAGCAGCCAUUCACGUCAUCGUCUCUCAGCUCAAAUAUACGUUUGGUAUCAGCCCGGAUCGUCACAGCGGUCCUUUCUCCUUGAUCUUUACCGUAAUCGAAGUAUGUAAUCUGUUACCGAAAACCAACGUCGGCACACUGGUCGUAAGUCUGGUCACUAUUGUUAGCCUCAUCGUCGUCAAGGAGCUCAACACCUAUCUGGGGAAAAAACUUCCAGUACCCAUCCCAGUUGAACUCCUGGGGAUCAUCAUCGCCACAGUGAUUUCCUGGCAGGUCAACCUGCAUGGAAAAUAUGGAGUGGAAGUGGUGGGAGAGAUCCCUUCUGGUCUCCAGCCCCCUGUCCUGCCUGAAGCCUCUAUCUUUGGCCAGGUGAUAGGCGAUGCCUUUGCCCUGUCUGUUGUUGGCUAUGGCAUUGCCAUCUCUCUCGGAAGAAUCUUUGCCCUAAAAUAUGGCUACAAAGUGGACAGCAACCAGGAACUGAUAGCCCUGGGUCUCAGCAACUCCAUCGGGGGCAUUUUCCAAUGCUUCGCAAUUAGUUGCUCGAUGUCUCGCAGCAUGGUUCAGGAAAGCACAGGGGGGAAGACUCAGGUGGCCGGUGCACUUUCAGCCAUGGUGAUUCUCAUCAUCACCAUGUGGAUUGGGUCUCUCUUUGAAGAACUGCCAAAGGCUGUUUUGGCAGCAAUCAUCUAUGUGAACCUGCAUGGCAUGAUGAAGCAGUUUAUGGACAUCCCAACUCUGUGGAGGAGCAAUAAAGUGGAUAUGUUGGUAUGGCUGGCCACUCUGAUCUUAACGGUGCUCUUCAACCCUGACAUGGGCCUGGCAGCCUCCAUUGCUUUCUCCAUGCUCACGGUCAUCUUCAGGACCCAGCUGCCAAAGUAUUCCCUCCUAGGGCAGGUCCCUGAGACUGACAUCUACAGACCAGUGGAGGGCUAUAAUAAGGUGAAGGAGAUCCCUGGGAUAGUGAUCUUCCGCUCCUCUGCCACCCUUUAUUUUGCCAAUGCUGAGAUGUACCAAGACGCCCUGGCAGACAAGAGUGGGAUUGACAUCACUAAGCUCAUCUCUCAGAAGAGGAAAGCGGAGGCCAAGAGAUUGAGAAGGGAAAAGAAAGAGGCCAGGAAUGCCAAGAAGAUAAAAAACAACACCGCAAAGAGUCCGGAGGUGGAGCCAGACCAAUUAAAUAAGGAUGUGGAGAAAGAUGGGGCAGUCUCCACCCUUCCUCAUGCCAUCAUCCUGGACCUUAGCCCAGUAAACUUCCUUGAUACUGUGGGUGUGAAAACGCUUCGCGGUAUUCAGAGGGACUACAGUGUUAUUGGUGUAGAGGUGGUCCUGUGUGGAUGUCAGACUGCUAUUAUUGAGAAUCUAGAGAACUGUGGGUUCUUCAGUGAUGGAGUCACUAAAGCGUGUAUCUUCUCUUCAAUCCACGACGCUGUGCUUUACUGUCAGACAGACAAGGCCCAGAUGGACAACGAUGAUGGGGAAAUGCAUGCAACCCAUUUCUAAAUACCUUGGGGAAGCGUAACAUCUUACUGCAUGGUCCAUGAGCACUAAGUAUGUUCAGAAUGCUUGACACAGAUACACAGAGACACAGCACCAAGUGACACAGAUUAAUACUUUAUGUACAUUGAAACAAAAUAAUAUUCUCUCAUGACUUCCCUGUAACUUAACUGUUUCAUAACUUUUAUACUGAAAUAUAUUUACAUAUUCUGUGCUAAAAAAUGACUUAUUUUUAUUGAUUAAAUUGUUAAAUAAAUACAUACAUACAUAGCUUUUCUUCCUAUAAUUGCCAGCUGAUAUAUACUAUAUUUAGCCAUCUUCUAUUAUUAUAAGCAAAUGUGUAGUAUGUUGUACUGUGCUCAGAAUAUUCUACUUGGUAAUGCAGAGCCAAGAGCUGACCUCUUUUGCAUUUGCAUUUGUUAACAAAAUUGUGUGCACAAUAAAGAUAUUUGAGCUGUUGGCAAAAUAAACAAAUACAUUCAUUAAUAAAUAAAGGUUAUUAAAGUAUUAAAAUACUGGAAGGGGCCAGUUCAAUUUCAUUAUAUAUUUAGCUUUUUUUCAUGUGAAAAUGCACUGUUAUUUCUAACUCUUUCUCUCUCUGUCACACACAAAACACACUGACACACAGGGAGAGAGAGUAUGGGGCAUCCCUGUCUAAACCAAUUAUGUGUUACACAUAACAUUAAACCAAUUAAAACCUAAUGUGGUUGAAAAGGUUUUUCUUUGGCUGACCAAAAACAUCAACUAAAAUGCGUUGCAACACUGGAGAAACCUGUUUUUCAUAUUUGUGCGCUGUUGUUGUGUUCUACACCACCCGUUUCCAAUAACUCUCAACAAUCAAUAGGAAGAGUUACAUGUGAAGGGAUGUUACUCAGCAAGAACACGAAGGAGAUAAAUGUGAACAGUGA